AUGUCAGACACAGAAGAAAACACGUCCUUGGCGGACCCAUGUGUCCUCAUCACCAGCUCCGAUGACACGUUUAAAGAAGAUGACUUAGUAAAGCAGAUUCUGAAUUCAAAUACUUUGCCUGAGCCCACAAAAACGGACAAAGGUGUAGUCUGGUAUCCGUGGACCAUCAACAACAAAUACUACACAGCAGAAGUAUCUUUAUGCGCCGUCCCCAGUACGUUCCAUAUGACAUUCGAGAUUUUCCAGGCGACGCAAGCUUUCAUCGCUUAUUUUGACAGUUCAGACAAAGAAGGACUAGAGAAGUUGAAACCGUGGAUUUCAGUGGUUGAAGAGAUCGCUCCAGAAGUUUUAAUCUUAGUCUGUGACAAAGUUUGUGAAAAUGGGGUGACGAGACAUGAAGCGCAGCAGUGGUGUUUGUCUCAUUCUUUUGAACUGAUCGAGCUGAACCCCCAGGAUCUCCCCGACGAGGAGGAUGACUUUCCAGAAUCUACAGGAGUGAAGCGUAUUGUCCAAGCCCUGAACGCUAACGUCUGGUCCAACGUAGAGAUGAAAAACGAGAACGGUCAAGGGCUCGGCCUCAUGAGCAGCUUGAUGGCGGUGGCAGCGAGACACAACGGUCCUCGGAGCAGCGCGGAGCCUUCUCUCUCAAAUCUACCCCCGGCUGAUGAGGAGCAGCUUCAGCAAAAGGAAAGUGAGAAAUCUGCCGCUCAGGAGGGCGCUGUGGUCGACGCCAUGACAGAUUUGGACAUCCAGGAACUCGCCGAUCUCACCGCCGGAAACGCAGACGUCGAUAACUUUGAGCGUCUUUUCACAAAACUAAAAGAGAUGAAAGACAAGGCGUCGUCGUUACCUCACGACCAACGCAAAGUCCACGCAGAGAGAGUAGCAAAGGCUUUUUGGAUGGCCAUUGGAGGCGACAAUGACGAAAUAGAAAGUUUAUCCUCAGGAGAAGAAAGCUAG
Molecule: messenger RNA, 960 nt
Organism: Knipowitschia caucasica
Lineage: Eukaryota; Metazoa; Chordata; Actinopteri; Gobiiformes; Gobiidae
Source: the annotation of a GenBank genome assembly